This is a messenger RNA of Amoebophrya sp. A120, 1807 nucleotides long. The record is from the annotation of a GenBank genome assembly. Lineage: Eukaryota; Dinophyceae; Syndiniales; Amoebophryaceae.
AUCGAAUAGCGCUCCUCCCGCAUAUUAAGCACGUACUAGUAGAAACGUCAUAAAUCUAGUUCUUUUUCUACGCGAAGCAAAGUACCAAGGAUACAUGACCAUUUUGUUGGCGGCGGGACGACACCAAAAUUGCAACAUCUCUUGCACCACAUUUUCGCACAACCCAGCAUCGCACUUCUGCCCUUCAAUCAGCAGAAAGGCUGCAACUGCGGAACCGAUUUCAUCGGCAACACAAAACCGCCAUGUCGAUCUCCAAAUUAGCCCUGCAAAACCAGGAGCAGGGGAUAAAAGACGCACUGGAGGAUUUGAAAAAAGCGAUCCAGCAGUUGCAGGGACAAGGACCUAGCGGCGGCGGUGGUCUCUUCGGGAGUUCGAGCUCCAGCUCCUCCUCAAAAAACCCUAACGUGGAACAGGAAAAGUCGCGACAAGCCGCCGCGCAAAUUCGCGUGUGUAAUCAGCUGGUGUCGAGGUGUCGUUAUGCAUCGCAAAAGCAUCGUACUUACUAGUAGUGGGAACUGCAUUGCAAGUUUGACGCCUACUAGCAUGGAAAUAAGUGGACGAGAUUGUCAUGCUGAUUAGCAUACGGAAGUCGAUCUGUCAUGCAGUACCGCCAAUGCUACGAGUGGUACAAUGCUUUUGCACAUCAUAUUCGUAACUUGCUGGAAGCGUUGCAGCUGGAGCUCCGCGCCUGCAAGGAUGAGGUCAUUCGGGGCGGGUAUGAACAGGUAUUUUCUGAGGUGUUGUUUGUCAUGCAUAGCAGCAGCUUGUUAGGUUUUUGUCAUGCAGGACACGAUUAGAGAUAGAGUCGUACUUCUGUAAUGCAAAACCCCAAUACAACGACAAAUCCAGACCCUCUCCGACUUCCGUUCCGAGCUGAAGAAGCAACAAACGGAGCUGGAGUUCCGGAAAAAGGAGAUCCAACGCUCCACGAACCAGCAGAAAUCGAAAAACCUGCUCGGAAAAUACGAAAACAUGGAACAAGUCGACCAGCGGAGGUUAGACGAUGUCAGGGCGGAAUUUGAUCCGGAAAACCCGCAGAUGAACAGCGCAGGAUCAAGCCAGUUUCAGCUGCAACAGCAAUCCAACCGUGCGAUACAACUGGGGGAUAAAUUGCAGGACAGAACAGAGGAGUCGCUCAAGCGGAUUCUCCGGAUGGCCGCAGACGCGGAGCAGAUCGGGACUAGGUCGUUACAAACGAUGCACGCACACGAGGAGCGGAUGGGAAGGACGAUGCAGGAGAUGGACGACGUGCAGAACAUAUCAAAUGCAAAAAUGUCUGGGUCUGGAAGGUUGCAGGAGUUUGUCAUGCAUCUUCUGGAUCACCAUCACGCAGCUGGUCUCUAAUGCACGCAGAAGCAUUACAGGUUUUGCGCAGGCCUCCUGAUGUCUAUUCCGCAUGAGAAAUUCCCUAUUUGCAUAGCAACAAAUGGGAAGCUUUUGGCGCUUAUGCAAUACAAAUUUCUGCCUAUUCGUAUUCCAGAAUUCGCAUGACAAGUUCCAACUCUUCCAGACCCAGACGUUUUUACAUUUGAUAGAACACACUCCAGCGGACGAGACAUGUGGUAAGCGGGUUGAUGCGGGGAGCGGCGAGUGAUAAGUGCGUGCAGAUGCUGUGUGCGUUCUAUCGUCUGCAAAAGUAUCGUACUCGUAUUGCGAUCAUGCAUUACAAAAUCCGCAUUACAAUUUUUAUUUUUAUUCGCGCUGAGGGAAUUUGUCAUGCAUUGAUUUAUACGAGUGCGAUAGUUUUGCAGUUCAUACGUUCAUCACACUGGCGAUUUUGUUGUGUAUCGUGCUGGCCGCUUUAGGG